Messenger RNA from Perca fluviatilis (European perch), 2884 nucleotides. It is a transcript of the gene mat1a, whose product is annotated as methionine adenosyltransferase I, alpha. Gene Ontology annotation, cellular component: cytosol. NCBI's taxonomy places the organism in Eukaryota, Metazoa, Chordata, Actinopteri, Perciformes, Percidae. Bases 189 to 1352 code for a protein of 387 amino acids. The record is from RefSeq and is a predicted model, not a curated record. Gene Ontology annotation, molecular function: ATP binding; methionine adenosyltransferase activity. Gene Ontology annotation, biological process: S-adenosylmethionine biosynthetic process. The transcript has 10 exons.
CGUGGAGUUUUGUAGGAUAGACUUUGUAUUGGCUGCAGGGCUGUUGGCCUUUUUUUCUUCAUUAUACUCUUAAAGAGAACCAGCAGGAAUAUAAAGCAGCCUUCAGAUCUCUCUGCACUGCUUGUUGGAGGGAGCUGAGGAAACUUUUCUCUCUGAGUCUUGCUGAAUACCUGGCCCUGUAAAGAAAAAUGAGUGACACGCUGGACGAUGGCUCUUUUAUGUUCACGUCGGAGUCCGUAGGAGAGGGACAUCCAGACAAGAUUUGUGACCAGAUCAGUGAUGCUGUCCUGGAUGCUCACUUGAAGCAGGACCCAGAUGCCAAAGUGGCAUGUGAGACAGUGUGUAAGACUGGCAUGGUGUUGCUCUGUGGAGAGAUCACAUCUCGGGCCAAUGUGGACUACCAGAAGGUGGUGAGGGACACCAUCAAACACAUUGGCUACGACAACUCUGACAAAGGUUUUGACUAUAAGACGUGUAAUGUGCUGGUGGCUCUGGAGCAGCAGAGUCCAGACAUUGCUCAGGGGGUCCAUGUUGACAGACAGGAGGAGGACAUUGGAGCGGGGGACCAGGGUCUGAUGUUUGGCUAUGCCACGGAUGAAACAGAGGAGUGCAUGCCUCUCACCAUCGUCUUAGCCCACAGACUCAACUCAAAGAUGGCUGAACUCCGACGAUCCGGCAGCAUUGCUUGGCUGCGUCCCGACUCUAAAACACAGGUGACGGUACAUUACGACCAGAAGGACGGAGCUGUGAUCCCCAAGAGAGUUCACACCAUCGUAGUCUCUGUCCAGCAUGAUGACUUCAUCUCUCUGGAGGAACAGAAGAGGGUCCUCAAGGAGAAGGUGAUCGAUGCCGUGGUUCCAGCUAAAUAUUUGGACGACAAGACCAUCUGCCACCUUCAGCCCAGCGGUCGCUUCGUCAUUGGAGGACCUCAGGGUGACGCUGGUGUGACAGGCAGGAAGAUCAUUGUAGACACGUACGGAGGGUGGGGCGCUCACGGUGGCGGAGCUUUCUCCGGAAAAGACUUCUCAAAGGUGGACCGCUCUGCUGCCUAUGCUGCUCGCUGGGUUGCCAAGUCUCUGGUCAAAGCCAAACUGUGCAGGAGAGUUCUGGUUCAGGUGUCUUAUGCUAUCGGAGUGGCCAAACCUCUGUCCAUCUCCUUGUUCACCUACGGUUCCUCCCAGAAAACGGAGUCAGAGCUGCUCCAGAUUGUCAACAAGAACUUUGAUCUGCGGCCAGGAGUCAUUGUCAGGGAACUGAACCUGAAGAGGCCGAUCUACCAGCAGACAGCUUCUUAUGGCCACUUUGGUCGACCAGAGUUCACUUGGGAGAUGCCCAAAAAGCUUGUCUUCUAAAUACUCCACCUGCUCGUCCCGAUCGACUCACCUGGAGGCUGAACCAUACGUCUCUUCAUGGGCUACAACUGCCAGCUCCUUCAAACGAUAGGACAUUUUUCAUUAGGAAGAACUAAAGCCAAAGUUAGUGAUAAGUCAACUUUAAAAAGAUAAGAAGACAAUUAGUGGUUGUAGCCAACGAACAUAUAAUGGGACACUCUACCAAUGAGAAGAGAGACAUUGCAGAGGACAUUACAGUAACUAAUCCCACCCCCGUCCAUGAACAUCCAAUUAUUGGUGCUUUAGAAAUAUACAUACACUCACUAGUCACAGUAACGUAAAGGAACACUACACCAAAUACAAUCCUCUCAAGAAAGAUACCUCUACCCCACUAGAAGCAGUGUUUUGUCUCAAUGCUGUGAAUGUUCCUUUACUUGAUACGUAUGGUGUACAGAAACAACCUCAGUGCUUCAUUUACAAAAGUUGCUUUUGACAACAGCAAGUGUUUUAUCAGUGACUAUCAUAUAAAUGUCAAAAGUGUAAUUAUAGCUUAACCAAAGGCACGGCUUUAGAAGAAAGCUUAAUCUUUUUUGUCGUGACUAAAAUUCUUUUCUAAGUCUUAUUUUGUAAUGUGUGCUACGGGAAGCUGUUUGCAAUGUUACAAUCAUCAUCGUAAAACAAGACAGGACAUUAAAACGUGGAGAGAGCUAUUAUCUCUUGAGCAUUUGUUACAAUCAAGCCAUGCACUGUUGUGUAUUCAUACUGCUCUAAUUUUCUGUCAUGCUUUUAGCCCUGCUUUGCUUCAUCAAGCUGUUUUUAUUGCCGCACAGCUCACCUGGUGGCUGAUUUGUAUCUGUAUGUCUUCUUUUUUUUUACCUGCUGCUGUGACUGAGUCUGUAGAUGUGACCCAUUUAGCAAAUAACUUGAAGUCUCUUCUCUCUUUGCUCUCUGCAGUAGAUUACCAAGCUGCACACUGUUGAGACAAAGCAUUAAGUGCACUGGUGUCUUACAAUUGCUGCAUUUCUACAAUGUUUGAAGCCUAUGCUGAUCCUAGUCAAUAUCUGACUUGGAAUAGUUGCAGAUCUCCUUCUAUUUAUAGAUAUUUAGUUAAUUUCGUACUUAAUGUGAAGUGCUAAGUUUUCUCUGCAGAUCUAUAUUGCAGACUGAGAUCCUUCCCUUGGAUUUAUAAGGAAAAAGGGAGUGUUUAUUAAAUUAUGUUUCUCAAGAGGGCAUUUAGAAAAUUGAAUUUUAGGUCAGCUUUCAUCCUUGCUUAAUCACAAAGUAUUUAAUUUCAUUAUUUCCUUCUGAUGGGAUUGAGGAAGUGUCAAGAGUAAUCUUAAACUUCAUGUCUGUAGGUUUAGGAGUUUGUGAUGACCCGUGAUUUCAUCUACAGCCAAGAUUGUUUUUGUAAGAGUUUUCCUCUAUUUAAUGUGUUGAUCUGUGUCAUCUUCUGUCAACUCUGUUGGCAGAGAAACUGGACAAUGUAAAUAAUUAAACAAUAAAUUAAAGAUGAUAACUGUUAUGUGUUGAAAAUAAAAUUGGAUUACAUGAAA